This is a messenger RNA of Penicillium manginii, 2427 nucleotides long. Its product is annotated as beta-glucosidase. The record is from RefSeq and is a predicted model, not a curated record. Gene Ontology annotation, molecular function: beta-glucosidase activity. The transcript has 5 exons. Gene Ontology annotation, biological process: glucan catabolic process. Lineage: Eukaryota; Fungi; Ascomycota; Eurotiomycetes; Eurotiales; Aspergillaceae. Bases 1 to 2427 code for a protein of 808 amino acids.
AUGUCGUUUCUUGUAAAAACGCUGAUCGCAUCGGCGGCGCUUCUACCCUCGCUGGCCUACUCCCAGGCCAAUGCUGGUGAUGCCGGGUCGAGAUCACCAGAUGCCUAUCAAUGGAUUCAACCCGCAAACACUACCAUCCUGGGCGAGUACGGCCAUUCACCGCCAGUCUACCCCUCUCCCAAUAUCAUUGGGUCAGGCGGAUGGGAGACAGCACUAGACAAGGCAACCCAUUUUGUCUCGCUGCUCACGCUUGAUGAGAAGGCGUGGCUCGUUACCGGUGUUGCCGGGCCAUGUAUCGGGAACAUUGGCCCCAUCCUGCGUCUAAAUUUCACAGGCCUCUGUCUCCAAGAUGGCCCAAAUGCUGUCCGACCUUCGGACUAUGUGAGUGUGUUCCCCGCCGGAGUAACAAUUGCUUCGUCCUGGGAUCGGGAUCUCAUCUAUGAGCGAUACCAUGAUUUGGGUCUCGAGUACAGAGGUAAAGGUGCUCAAGUUGCCCUGGCUCCUGUUGGAGGCCCAUUGGGCCGGACGCCAUAUGGUGGGCGUAACUGGGAGGGCUUCUCCCCAGAUCCGUACCUCACCGGAGUUGCCAUGGAAUCAAGCGUGAAGGGCCUACAAGAUGUUGGAGUUCAGGCAACGAUCAAGCACUGGCUUCUCUACGAACAAGAAAGCCAACGCUCGCCCACCACCUAUCCCAAUGGCACGCUCGAGUUCUCAGCCUACUCCUCGAACGCUGAUGAUCGAACCAUACAUGAACUCUAUAUGUGGCCCUUUGCCAAUGCUAUCCGUGCCGAAGCUUCCGCUGCCAUGUGUUCGUAUAACCGUGUCAACGGUUCAUAUGCGUGUCAAAAUUCGAAGCUUAUCAACGGACUCCUGAAGGAAGAACUAGGAUUUCAAGGAUACGUGAUGAGUGAUUGGGCCGGUCUUCACUCCGGGGUGGCCUCCGCCCUAGCAGGAAUGGACAUGGAUCAACCGGGCUUCAUUGAGCCCAUGACACCCCUUCACAAUCGGACAGGUCUCUCUUCAUACUUUGGGUGGAAUAUAACAUGCGCUGUCCGAAACGGUACACUUCCGGAGACUCGCCUCGACGAUAUGAUCAAAAGAAUCAUGACACCGUACUAUUUCCUCCAACAAGACCAAGGCUUCCCGGCGACGGAUCCGGCAAUGGCGUACUAUAAUACCCAGUUCUCGAGUAAUAAUUACUCGAUGGAUUCGUUCGUGUUUGGAAACAAGAGCCGCGAUGUUCGACAGGACCAUGGCAUCCGCAUCAGACGACAUGGGGCCGAGUCGACUGUGAUGCUCAAGAAUACGAACAAUGCCCUUCCUCUGAAAGUGCCAGCCAGCAUAGCGAUAUUUGGCAGUGAUGCAGCACCCAAUACUCAGGGGCCUUUCAUUCGUGGAGCUUCGGAAAUUGGUACUCUUGCCGUUGGUGGAGGGUCAGGCAAUGGUCGCUUUACCUACCUUGUUUCACCCCUACAGGCCCUCGAGGAACGGGCUUCUGAGGAUAAUACUCUGGUCCAAUUCUGGCUGAACAAUACCAUGAUAAAAGACGCAGAAAUAGAGAGUCUCUGGGGCGCGUCUGCUCCUGAGGCCUGUCUUGUAUUUCUGAAGACCCGGGCCACUGAGCGCUUAGACCGUGAGCAUCUCACAGUAGACGAGGAUGGCGAUGCCGUCGUUGAGAGUGUCGCCAGUCGAUGCUCAAAUACUAUUGUGGUGACUCACUCAGGGGGCAUGGUCAUUAUGCCAUGGGCAACCCAUCCCAAUGUCUCAGCAAUCCUUGUCGCACAUUACCCUGGCCAAGAGUCUGGACAUUCGAUCGUCGACAUUCUCUAUGGAGCCAAGACCCCAUCUGGCAAACUUCCCUACACUAUUCCCCUGAACCCUGAAAGCGUUAAUGCCCCCCCGACUACCAAUAUCACUACCUCGGGUGUCGACGACUGGCAAUCAUGGUAUUCAGAAGGUCUCGAGAUUGACUACCGCUACUAUAAUAGCCACAACAUACCCGUGCAAUAUGAGUUUGGAUUCGGCCUCUCAUACACAAACUUCAGUAUGGACACGGACUCGAUGGUGGUGAAGCCGACAAAUCCAGAGGCUCACAUUCAGUCUCAUCCAGAGGCCCUGGCAACGCGCCCAGGUGGAAAUCCAGCCCUUUGGGAUAUUCUGUUCGAGGCACAGGUGACAUUCCGGAAUACGGGGACGACACCUGGUGCCACUGUUUCAGAGCCUCCGCUCCAAUUACGUGGAUUUGAAAAAGCUGAGCUUGCCCCCGGCGAGAGCUACACGGCUACGUUCCCGCUAAUGCGCCGAGAUCUAAGUUACUGGAACGUCACUCAGCAAGAAUGGCUUAUACCCACGAGUGAUUUUGUCUUGGAUGCUGGCUUCAGUAGCCGUGAUCUACAUGGCUCUGUGACUUUUCGUCCUGUGGCUUAG